Molecule: messenger RNA, 534 nt
Organism: Cladocopium goreaui
Lineage: Eukaryota; Dinophyceae; Suessiales; Symbiodiniaceae
Source: the annotation of a GenBank genome assembly
AUGGAUUUCAGAAUUACGAUAAGAUUUGCCAAGGCAACGAACAUUUUGGCUUUCGCGGGCGUGUCCCAGAAAGUCAAGGUUCUUAUCGGACACAGUUUGUCUUUAUUACCACGACUGGCGGCCAACAUGAAUGAGCGAUUUGGAGGAGUUUUCACUGAUACCCGUGGUUCGCGUUACGAUCAAGAGCUCAUGAUGUUGAUUCAGCACGGGCUUCUGGAGCCAAAAGCGGUGAUUGUGGCUGACAAUGUCCUGAAGCCCGGCACUCCCCUCUAUUUAUGGUUAAUUACAAGGGAUGCGCGGUUUAAGACUGAGAUCUACCCUGUUGGGGAGUUUGCUAUGCCAGCAAAAGACUGGAUGUCUGUCAGCAUCUACGAUCCGGAAGCAGCAGCCGCAUCAGGCGAGCAGCCACUGCCUUCGCCUCCAGCUGAACUUCUCCGCCUGCACGCAGCUGCCGAUGAAAUGCGUGCGCGCGGGGAGUUGUUGUUCCCCGGUAGGAUCCGUUGCAAUUUCUGCGACACUCAGAUCCCCGACUGA